CCACUCUCUUCGCUUAUUACUACUACACUCUCUCUCUCUCUCUCUCUCUCUCUCUCUCUCUCUAAAGAUGUCUGGUCGAGGCAAGGGCGGCAAGGGCCUGGGCAAGGGCGGGGCGAAGCGUCACAGGAAGGUCCUUCGCGACAACAUCCAGGGCAUCACGAAGCCGGCGAUCCGGCGUCUGGCCCGGAGGGGCGGGGUCAAGAGGAUCAGCGGGCUCAUCUACGAGGAGACACGCGGCGUGCUCAAGAUCUUCCUUGAGAACGUCAUCCGCGAUGCCGUGACCUACACUGAGCACGCCAGGAGGAAGACGGUGACGGCCAUGGACGUGGUUUACGCCCUGAAGAGGCAGGGCAGGACCUUGUACGGGUUUGGGGGCUAAGUUGCGGUGUUCCCGGGGGGGGGGUUGGGGGGUGGUUAGGGUUUGGGUGGAAGACAUUGUUGGGGCUGUAAAAUGGGGGUGGUCGGAUCAGUUUGUUAGGGGUUAAAGUGUUUUCUGAAUUGUUUAGCUCAGUGAUAAGAACAUUUGUGUUGGAUUGGAAAAUCUGCUUGUUUUUCAAUGGAAUUACUUCAACUGUGUUCGAUUAUGA
Rhododendron vialii is the source of this 587-nucleotide messenger RNA. RefSeq names its product histone H4. The transcript has a single exon. The record is from RefSeq and is a predicted model, not a curated record. NCBI's taxonomy places the organism in Eukaryota, Viridiplantae, Streptophyta, Magnoliopsida, Ericales, Ericaceae. Bases 68 to 379 code for a protein of 103 amino acids. Gene Ontology annotation, cellular component: nucleosome. Gene Ontology annotation, biological process: nucleosome assembly. Gene Ontology annotation, molecular function: protein heterodimerization activity; structural constituent of chromatin; DNA binding.